Penicillium cataractarum is the source of this 1761-nucleotide messenger RNA. RefSeq names its product CocE/NonD family hydrolase. The transcript has a single exon. Gene Ontology annotation, molecular function: dipeptidyl-peptidase activity. Lineage: Eukaryota; Fungi; Ascomycota; Eurotiomycetes; Eurotiales; Aspergillaceae. Bases 1 to 1761 code for a protein of 586 amino acids. The record is from RefSeq and is a predicted model, not a curated record.
AUGCCUCCUCCCGCCCAAGUCGCCAACCUCGAAAUCAAGCCGCCCACUGUUGGCCACAAUGGCUACCAGGCCUUCAAUCCCCGCACUGAAACUCUUCCAAAGGGCUGGAACGGAUUCAAUUCUCGCGCUCUCGAUGAGGAUCUGAUUGUGCAACACGAUGUAGCCAUUCGUGUCCGCGACGGCUGCACCCUUUACUGCGACAUCUAUCGGCCGGUGACCGAAGAGAAGGUCCCAGCGAUUGUCGCCUGGAGCCCUUUCGGCAAGAAACAUAAUGGAAUCAACAUGAUGAAAAAGGUCCGCUGGGGCGUCGGUGUCCCCGAUGGUUGUCUUUCUGGCCUCGAACGCUUCGAGGGUCCCGACCCUGCCGAGUAUUGCCCGAAAGGAUUCGCCAUCGUCAACGUCGAUGCUCGUGGUGCUGGAGACUCCGACGGUUCCAUUGUGAUUAUGGGUACUCAAGAGGGAGAGGAUGGCCACGACGUUAUCGAAGCCUUGGCGAAGAUGGAUUGGUGCAAUGGAAAUCUCGGUCUCGCGGGUAACUCACACCUGGGCAUCGUCCAGUGGUUCAUUGCCGCUACCCAACCUCCAUCGCUGAAAGCCAUUGCUCCGUGGGAGGCUUGUGGUGAUCUAUACCGCGAACAAUUCGUCAGAGGUGGAGCUUGGGACAAUGGUCUCUUCGAUUUGAUUACCCGUGAGACCAUUCGAGGUCGGCACGGACUCGAAGAUUUUAAGGAAAUGUUCCGUCGCAGCCAGACAAUCAACCCAUAUUGGGCAGAUAAGCGCGCUGAGAUUAGUAAAAUCAAGAUUCCGACCUACGUGGUGGCCUCUUACUCCAGCUUUGUUCAUACCAUGGGCUCGGUUCGAGGAUGGCUAGACGUCGAUUCAGAAGAUAAAUGGCUCCGAUGGGACCCUUAUCAAGAGUGGUUCGACUUGUGGGUUGAGAAAGAAUCUCGCGACGAACUGGCAUCUUUCUUCUCCAAGUACCUCAAGGGAGAAGACAAUGGUUGGGAGAAGACCCCGAAGGUGCGGAUGGCUUCGCUGAACUAUGGUAACAUGCCUCCCGAAUAUCCAAUCGUCGCCGACAACUUUCCUCUGCCCAAUACCGAAUAUCGCGAGCUUUUCUUCACGGAGGAGCAUACUCUUGCUUCCCAGCCGCCUGUGAGACAAGCGACCCUGUCUUAUAACUCCGAGAGUCGAAGUGAUCCGGUUGACUUUGUUGGCUUCACAUACAAAUUCUCGCAGAAGACUCGGUUGAUGGGUCUACCCAAGGCCGUCCUUCAUAUGUCUUGCGAUGAUUUAGAUGACAUGAUUGUCUACGUUCUCAUUCGCAAGCUUGAUAAGGAUGGAAAAGAGAUGAUCAAUGUCAACAUUCCCCUCUCAGCUGCGCCAUACUCGAAGGUUGAAGAUAUUCCUCGAGACGAGUAUAGCAACCUGACCAUCUACUACGGCCCGACUGGAAUCCUAAGGGCUUCUCAUCGUCAGAUUGAUCCCGCAAGAUCUAUCCAUCCCCAAUACCCGUUCCAUACGCACUCGGAGGUGCAAAAGAUUCCCCCCGGAACAAUCGUUGAGCUGGAAAUCGGGCUGUGGGCUAUGGGUAUUGACUUUGAAGCUGGCGAGUCCCUGCGUGUGCAAGUCAGUGGUGAGUAUCCUUUGAUCCAGGAGACUAAGUAUGCCAAGGUGGAACUGGAGGUUCGGAACAAGGGAACGCACAAGCUCCAUGUUGGCGGAAACUACCCAUCUCGCAUUAUUCUGCCAUUUGUAUAG